This is a messenger RNA of Apodemus sylvaticus (European woodmouse), 834 nucleotides long. RefSeq names its product collectin subfamily member 10 (gene Colec10). NCBI's taxonomy places the organism in Eukaryota, Metazoa, Chordata, Mammalia, Rodentia, Muridae. Bases 1 to 834 code for a protein of 277 amino acids. The transcript is spliced from 6 exons. The record is from RefSeq and is a predicted model, not a curated record.
AUGAAUGGCUUUAGAGUCCUGCUUCGAAGCAACCUAUCCAUCCUGGUGCUGCUUUUUCUCCUGCACUUUCAGAGUCUGGGUCUGGAUAUUGAGAGUCGAUCUGCUGCAGAAGUCUGUGCCACACAUACCAUCUCACCAGGACCUAAAGGAGAUGAUGGUGAAAGAGGAGACACGGGAGAAGAAGGCAAGGAUGGCAAAGUGGGACGCCAGGGACCAAAAGGAGUCAAAGGAGAGCUGGGUGAUAUGGGAGCCCAGGGCAAUAUUGGCAAGUCUGGGCCUAUUGGCAAGAAGGGUGACAAAGGGGAGAAGGGUCUGCUUGGCAUUCCUGGAGAAAAAGGCAAGGCAGGUACCAUCUGUGACUGUGGCAGGUACCGGAAAGUGGUUGGACAAUUGGAUAUUAGUGUUUCUCGACUUAAGACAUCAAUGAAAUUCAUCAAGAAUGUCAUAGCAGGGAUCCGGGAAACUGAAGAGAAAUUCUACUACAUUGUGCAGGAGGAAAAGAACUACAGGGAAUCUCUGACCCACUGCAGGAUCCGGGGAGGGAUGUUAGCCAUGCCCAAGGAUGAAGUCGUUAACACCCUUAUUGCUGACUAUGUCGCCAAGAGUGGCUUCUUCAGAGUAUUCAUUGGGGUGAAUGACCUUGAGAGGGAGGGGCAGUAUGUGUUCACAGAUAACACUCCACUGCAGAACUACAGCAACUGGAAGGAGGGGGAGCCUAGUGACCCCUACGGCCAUGAGGACUGUGUGGAAAUGCUGAGCUCCGGCAGGUGGAAUGACACAGAGUGUCAUCUUACCAUGUAUUUUGUCUGUGAGUUUGUCAAGAAGAAAAAAUAA